AUGGAAGAAAGAAUGAAGCAGGAGGAGUGCCCGUGCAUAAUGAAGGAAGAAUCGCAGAGGGUGAAAGGCAUUGCAUUUCAUCCCAGCAAGAAAAUACUAAUUGCUGGGCUACACAGUGGAGUAAUUCAAGGGUGGAACUAUCUAUACAAAACCAAGAUAUUUGAGCUGAAUGAGCAUGAGGGGCCAGUGCGGGUGGUUGUCUUUCACCACUUAGUGGAAAGAUUUGCAUCUGCAGGAGAUGACUGUCUUAUUCGCAUAUGGGACUAUAAAAGCAAGACUGUGGAGACGGUUUUUAAGGGGCAUACUGACUAUGUUCGAUCAAUUGAAUUUCACAAGCAUCUUCCUUGGCUUAUUAGCACCUCAGAUGACCAGACCAUUAGAAUAUGGAACUUUCAGUCAAAAAAGCAAAUUGCGUGCUUAACAGGGCAUACACACUAUGUAAUGUGUGCUAGGUUCAUUAAUGACAAGCUAUUUGCCAGUGUGUCUCUUGACCAGACCAUUCGUGUGUGGGACUACUCUGCACUGGUAACAAAGAGCCAAACGAGUGUGAUGGAUAUGCUUGGUGUGCCCGAAGUUGUGCUUAAGCAUAUAGUGGAUGGGCACGACAGAGGGAUUAACUGGAUAUCCGUACAGCCAGACGGAGAGACAUUUGCGACUGGAGGAGAUGACAGCACAAUCCGAAUAUGGAGCGUAGGCCAGGAUGGAAUUCAGGAAAAGGACACAUUACAAGGCCAUCACAGCCAUAUAAGCGCUCUUUACUAUACCAAGUCAAAUACUUUAUUAAGUAACAGCGAGGAUGGAACACUUAAGAUAUGGGACCUGAAAAACAGAAAGCCAAUAAAAACGCUUACUAUAGAGGGCAGCCGGUAUUGGUGCCUGGCAAUGGACCAGGAGGAAAAUAUAUUUGCUGCUGGGCAUGACACAGGCUUUUCUAUUUACUCGAUUGGCAUUCUAUACCCAGUGUAUGCGGUAUAUGAUGGCAUUCUGUAUAUAUGUAAAGACACGGAAUUAAACAAGAUUGAAGAGGGUAAAAUAUCUAAGCUAAUGAGUAUACAGAAAGAUGUGCAUGAGAUAUUUGUGAAGGAGGACACAACAAUAAUUAAUUCCCCAGGCAAGUACACUGUAUGCAAUGGCAGUAAAGCCCGAUAUAAAGGACUAGGGUUUGCUACUUUUAUAGAUGACAGAGUAGCCGUGUGCACAGAUACAGAAAUAUCUAUCAAGGAGCUUGAUGGGCGGGAUGUUGUAUCGUACAGUAUUGAGGCCGAUAAAGUAUUUGAAAUAUCUGGGGGAGUACUGGCACAGAAAGGAAACUCUCUUUUUAGAAUUGAGAAUGGGUCUGUACUUGUUAGCGCUCUGCUUCCUGAUCGCUGCUUAUACGUUCGAUUUGAUCAGACACACAUUGUAGCAGUUUGCAAAAAUAGCAUAGUUGUGCUAGACUAUAAUUUAGUACAGAUUUCUGUAAUUGAUGAGAUAGUUUCUAUUAACAGUCUUAUAGUUAAGGAUGGCACAAUAUUCUAUACCACGCCACUGCACAUUAAGUUUGCCUUUAUGAAUGGCGAGGGUUCCUCCUUCAUGUCUAUUGAUGAGGCUCUCUGGAUUGUUAGUGUGGAGGAUACUUUGUUUACACUUGUGGCAGCCGAUGGAUCGGUUAUUGAAAUCGAGGUAGAUAUGAUUGAGUGGAAGUUUAGAAAGGCGCUGGAAGACAUGGACAUGACGAGCAUUAGAGAGUGCAUUGAUACUGGAUCAUUGAUUGGCCAGGCUUCUUUGUCUUGCCUAAUACGCAAGGGCUUUUACGAGGAGGGGCUUAACUAUGUCGAGGACACUGGAGUAAGGCUUGAAUUGUCAAUUAAAACAAAGAAGUUUGAUGAUGCCUUAAAGUAUGCAAAAGAACUGCACUCACCAGAAGUAUACAUUAAAACAGGAAGGGCUGCAAUUAAUUACGAUAUACAGGUGGCUGAAGAGUGCUUCAAACUAGCGAAGGAAUUUUCAUUGCUAUUGCUUCUUUACAUUUCAAGUGGGAAGCUGGAUAAAAUCGAGUCUCUCUUAUUUGAGUGCACGGAUGAAAUGUACUGUGCAAUUGCUGCAAUUAUUACAGGAAACAAAGAAACCCUCUGUAAGCUAAUAUCUCUGCAGAGCAGUGUAGAUAGCAUAGAUGUCUUAGACACAGAGGCAGAAUUCUCCACCAAAUCAGAUACAGCAGUGCCAGAGGUUCCAAAUGAGGGUAGUUCUAAUGAGUGUAUUUUUAUGUCAGAGUCACAGGAUACUACUACAGAUGUAGACAGCGAGGACAUUCAAAGUAUAAAAGAAUUGAAAGAAGUGCCAAAAAUAAGCGCGCCUUCUGCAGAAACAGGCAAUGCUAAGGAUUCCAGUAAAGUUUUUCCUUCUUUAAAUAUGGAAAGGCUUCAGCGGUGCAUAAAAACCAUUCCUGCUGAGAUUGACAUUGAGCGAGAAAUAAAAGUAGCUAAGGAAUGUGCAGCGAAUGGAAAAGUGUCCACCGGUAUAAGCAGUUUUCUUAUAGCAAUGCACUCUCUGGUGAAUUCCAUGAAUGAAAAGGGCAGAAAGAGCGAUGAAGAAAUGAGAAGUCUUAAAUCGGCUGCAGAGUACCUACAGGGGCUAUUUUCUGAAAAGAUUAGAAAGGCCGCACAGUCAGACAAGACAAGCAUUUCUUGUGCUAUAUUCUAUGCAUCGCUUGAUUUAGAAAGAAUGCACAAGGAAAAGGCACUUAAAGCAGCAAUACUCACCUGCUAUAAAAAGGGAAACAAGCACUAUGCAAUGGAGUUGUCGCGAGAAAUUGUGAAUAACUAUGGGUGCACAGAUGAAAGAAUUAAAAUCCUUGCUGAUUCGCAUAAGCCUAUGAAGGAUGCAUAUGUAAUAGACACAAGUCUUCCAUUCUGUAUAGAUAUUGGAGAGUACGCAGAAGACGCAAAUCAAUGCCAGAUAUGCAGUGCCUGGUCAUCUAGUAGAUGCAAGACAUGUGCUUGCUGCUUUAUAUCUAAUCUAUAAUAAAAUG
Molecule: messenger RNA, 3010 nt
Organism: Nematocida parisii ERTm1
Lineage: Eukaryota; Fungi; Microsporidia
Exons: 1
Coding region: 1-3003 (1000 amino acids)
Biological process (GO): retrograde vesicle-mediated transport, Golgi to endoplasmic reticulum; endoplasmic reticulum to Golgi vesicle-mediated transport; intra-Golgi vesicle-mediated transport
Cellular component (GO): COPI vesicle coat
Molecular function (GO): protein binding; structural molecule activity
Source: RefSeq, a predicted model, not a curated record